Cannabis sativa is the source of this 1556-nucleotide messenger RNA. RefSeq lists its product as uncharacterized. The coding region runs from base 313 to 1350 and encodes 345 amino acids. The transcript has 6 exons. Gene Ontology annotation, molecular function: hydrolase activity, acting on ester bonds. The record is from RefSeq and is a predicted model, not a curated record. Gene Ontology annotation, cellular component: endoplasmic reticulum membrane. Lineage: Eukaryota; Viridiplantae; Streptophyta; Magnoliopsida; Rosales; Cannabaceae. Gene Ontology annotation, biological process: GPI anchor biosynthetic process.
GAAUGAAAUUUGUACAUGUGAGAAUUUUUUUUUUUCUUUCAUUUUGUAAGUUACUUUUUGCAAAAGUUGGUUUUUCUGUUUUGAUUAGAAAAACCGACCGGUAAGCUAGCUGCUUAAUUGCUCCGGUGAUCACUCCAGCGGUUGAACCGCUUCUCAUGUUCCCUCUCGUCUAUCUCUCCAUCUCCAUUUCGAUCUCUCCAGCAGCUGGAAAGUUAUUAGGCGUAACGAAAUUGACUUGUUAGGGGAGGAUUGGCCUCACCUUAUUAAUAAGUGGAUCGAGUAUAUACUCUAAUAAAUUGCUUGAAGAGGAAGAUGUUACGACGUUUUUUGGCUAUUUUAAUUGUGGUGGUUUCACUUUCAUGGAACCUUGGUGUUAUAGAUGCCAGUGUUGGUGAUGAAGAUCCUAGAUACAGGGUUUGUGUGAAAGAGUGUAAAGAAACUGGAUGUGUUGGGGAAACAUGCUUUCCAUAUUGCAAGUUCUCUUCCAAUGAUGCCACCAUUGAUGGUACUUGGUUUAUACUAGAACCUCUUUAUUUGAGGUGGAAACAAUGGCAUUGCCAAAGUGAUUGUUGUUACCAUUGUAUGAUUGAUAGAGAGAAAGAAAGAGAAGCUCUUCUUGGCUCUGCUCCUCUCAAAUAUCAUGGUAAAUGGCCCUUCAAACGUGUAUAUGGGAUUCAGGAACCUGCUUCUGUUAUUUUCUCUCUUCUGAACCUUGCAAUGAAUUUUCAUGGCUGGCUAUCCUUUUUCAUUCUUGUACACUAUAAAUUGCCUUUGAAGAGAGAUAAGAAGGCAUACUAUGAAUUUGCCAGUUUAUGGCAUAUCUAUGGGCUCUUGACAAUGAACUCUUGGCUCUGGAGUGCUGUUUCCCAUUGUCGAGAUGUGGAACUAAUGGAGAAGCUAGACUACUCAUCAACAGUGGCAUUACUUGGUUACUCCCUUAUUGUGGCCAUACUAAGAAGUUGUAACUUGAGGGAUGAUGCUGCCAGAGUCAUGGUUACAGCCCCAGUCCUUGCAUUUGUAACCACCCAUAUAAUGUUUCAGAAUUUCUACAAAUUAAACUAUGGGUGGAAUAUGAUUGUUUGUGUCUUCAUGGGCGUGCUGCAGCUACUUAUUUGGGCAAUUUUUGGCCGUGUCACUCGCCAUCCAUCUCGGUGGAAGUUGUGGCUGGUGGUGGUGGCAGGUGGUCUAUCAAUGCUUCUGAAAAUCUGUGAUUUUCCUCCAUAUGAAGGAUAUGUUGACGCCCAUGCGCUAUGGCAUGCCACCACAGUCCCACUAACUUACAUUUGGUGGAGUUUUGUCCGAGAUGAUGCUGCAUUUAGAACCAUGAAUCUGCUGAAGAAGGCAAAGUAACUUGUUUUGAAUAUGGGAAUGGGAAAUUGGGAAUGUGCUAAUAAUUUUUGUGCCUCUUCUAUUUCUUUUUUUUAUUCUUUCUAGAUUAGUUUGUAUCUCUUUUCAUUGAUGUAACCAUCCAAGAUGUUAGGCAUUUUAUUAUUAUUUUUUUUCUUUUUUCUUUCACAUUAUCUAUAUUAAUAAAUUCAUAAACUAAAUUAAAUGCA